AUGUGUUUAUCAUUCUUACAAUGUACAAUUCUGUGACUGCACAGUGCAACACGCGUGUCUUAUCGGUACCACCUAGCUCUCAGUCCACUGGAUGGAGUUUUGUACAUCUCAGACCCAGAAUCCCAUCAGAUCAUCCGAGUAAGGAGCAUAGAGGACUACUCAGAUCCUGAUCACAACUGGGAAACUGCAGUCGGCUCGGGUGAGCGGUGCUUGCCAGGGGAUGAGGCACAUUGCGGAGAUGGAGCACUUGCAAGAGAUGCCAAACUUACAUAUCCGAAAGGAGUGGCUGUCUCAGCUGACAAUGUGUUGUACUUUGCUGAUGGCACCAACAUUCGUAUGGUUGAUCGUGAUGGCAUUGUGACAACUGUUAUUGGCAAUCACAUGCACAAGUCCCACUGGAAACCAAUUCCUUGUGAAGGAACUCUAAAUGUGGAAGAGGUUCACUUGCGUUGGCCAACUGAACUGGCAAUCAGCCCUCUAGACAACUCCUUACAUAUCAUUGAUGACCACAUGAUCCUGCAGUUGGCUCUCGAUGGUCAUGUCAAAGUUGUAGCUGGACGCCAAUUGCACUGCCCAUCGCCUGUCGGAGGCUACGAUACUGAACUGGCAGCACAUGCUACAUUAGUGAUGCCACAGAGCAUUGCAUUUGGCCCCUCUGGAGACCUGUAUGUGGCCGAGAGUGACUCGCAGAGGAUCAACAGAGUGAGAGUGAUUGGAACUGACAGCAAGAUCUCCCAUUAUGCUGGAGCUGAAUCCAAGUGCAAUUGCUUGGACCGCGGUUGCGAUUGUUUUGAAGAUGGCCAUUUCUUGGCUUCCACAUCUAAGUUCAACAACAUCUCCUCCAUAGCUGUGACACCUGAUGGUAUUCUGCAUAUAGCAGAUCAGGCAAAUUACAGGAUUCGAUCAGUAACAGCCAGUAUCCCGGUUGCAAGUGCAUCACAAGAGUAUGAGAUAUUCUCCCCAGACACACAAGAGAUCUAUGUGUUCAACCAAUUUGGACAACACAUUGUGACUCGCAACAUUCUCACUGGAGAGACAAGUUACCUCUUCACAUAUAAUGUGAACACCAGCAAUGGGAAACUGAGCACAGUGACAGAUGCUGCAGGAAAUAAGGUGUUCCUCCUGCGUGACUAUUCAAGCCAGGUUAAAUCCAUUGAAAACACAAAAGGUCAAGGAUGCAGAAUACGGAUGUCACGGAUGAAGAUGUUGUAUGAACUGAGUACACCUGAUAAUUACAAUGUCACAUUCGACUAUCAUGGUCCAACUGGAUUACUCAAAACUAAACUUGACAGUACAGGACGUAGUUAUGUCUAUAAUUAUGAUGAAUUUGGACGCUUAACAUCUGCUAUUACACCAACUGGAAAGGUCAUCAGUCUUUCAUUUGAUCUCAGUGUAAAAGGAGCUACUGUGAAAGUUACUCAGAAUAACAGGAAACCUGUGUCGAUGCUCAUCAAGGGCUCCAGUGUUGUCACUAGGCUAGAUGAAGCAGAACACCGAACUUUAGUUCUGGCAGAUGGCAGUGUGGUCAACAUGGCUCCUUGGUCUCAUACUGUGAGUACCGAUACUGUUCCCUACACAGUUCUGUCAGACAUUGACCCUGUGUUGGGUGAGAGCUUUCCAGUUCCAGCCAAGCAGAAAACCGAAAUUGGAGGGUAUCUGGUUAAUCGUUUUGAAUGGCGAUAUUUCUUACGGCAAGCCCAAGGUGGUGGAAAAUCUGGUGUUGGCAGAGGUAGUGGCAAACCUUUGGUGCAAGUUGGGCGGAAACUGUGGAUUAAUGGUGAAAACCUGCUUACUACACAGUAUGAUCGUGAGAUGGGAACAGUGGCUGUGUUCAUGGAUGAUCGCAUCAUUGAACUUUUGAAUGUGACUUAUGAUCGUACUGCAAGGCCUGUCAAAUGGAGACCAAGGAAUGGGAUUUUUGCUGGUGUGGAGUUAGAAUAUGAUCGCUUCAGUCGCCUGACAAGCUGGAAAUGGGGAGAUCUCACUGAGAGCUAUGGCUUUGACAGAGCUGGACGCCUUUCUGAGAUACGCUAUGGUGAUGGAUCAGCGAUGAUCUAUGCUUUCAAGGAUAUGUUCAGCAGUCUGCCUCUGAAGGUAACAACACCUAGAGGAAAUGACUACCUCUUGCAGUAUGAUGAGGCUGGAGCGCUGGAGUCAAUCACAACCCCACGGGGACAUAUCCACGCAUUCUCCCUUCAAACAUCACUGGGGUUUUUCAAGUACCAGUACUUCUCACCUAUGAACCACCACCCAUAUGAGAUACUAUACAAUGAUGAUGGUCAGAUCUUGUUCAAAGUAUACCCACACCAAUCUGGUAAAGUGGUAUAUAUCUAUGAUCAAAACGGGAAACUGGAGACAAUCCUUGCAGGUCUUUCAUCCAUCCAUUAUACAUAUCAGGAGAGUACGAGUCUCGUGAACAGUAUCGACAUUAUAGAACCAAACUUUGAGCUGAAGCAGGAAUAUAAGCACCAAGCUGGGAUCCUCAAGGAUGAAAGGCUCAAAUAUGGAAGUAAGAGUGGCCUAGACAAUGCUCAUUUCCGCUAUCAGUACGAUGGAUACACCAGAAUAUCUGGCAUUGAUGUAGAGAUCAAUGGCAAGGAACUGCCUCAGUUAAGACUGAAGUACAACCAGAACUUGGGAAUGCUGGAAAUUGUCAGUGACCUCCGUAUCUACCGCAAUACUUUAAACCGUUCGGUGAUGCAAGACAGCAGUAAGCAAUUCUUAACAAUCACUGAUUAUGACAGCCAUGGCCGCAUAAAGUCUCUUCUUAUUAAUAUUAAGUCAUUUGAUGUGUACAGACUUGAGCUGGAUUAUGACAAACGUAACAGAAUCAAAACGCAGAAACUAAAAAUCGGUGCAACAUCCUCUACAGACCAGGUAACCUAUAACGCAGAUGGUCAUGUAAUGGAGGUGAUAGGCAAUGGGAACUGGAAAUAUGUUUAUGAUGAGAAUGGUAAUGUCAUAGGUGUUAUCGAACAAGGUGAGAAGAUCUCCCUGGGUUAUGAUAGUGGUGACCGUGUGGUUCAGUAUGGUGAUGUAGAGUUCAAUAGCUAUGAUGAACAAGGUUUUGUGGUGCGAAGAGGGGAGCAGAAAUACCGUUACAAUUCUCGUGCUCAGCUUAUCCAUGCAUUUGAACGUGAUAAGUUCCAGACUUGGUAUUUCUAUGAUGAUCGUGGUCGCCUCAUAUCGUGGCAUGAUGAACUUGGCAAUGUAACGCAAUAUUUCUACGCCAACCCUAGCACUCCUGAUCUUAUCUCACAUAUUCACUUUCCUAAGACUGGUCGAACAUUUCAACUUCUGUAUAAUGAUCAUGAUGUACUUAUCACCGUGGAGACAUCUGAACAGCGGUGCUAUGUGGCAUCAGAUCCUAAUGGUUCACCACUGGCAUUGUUUGACACCAAUGGCAACAUUGUAAAAGAAAUUCGCCGUACACCUUUUGGUAAAGUGACUAAGGAUUCAAAGCCAGACUUUUACAUUCCUGUUGACUUCCAUGGAGGAUUACUGGACCCUAACACAGGUCUUGUAUACCUCAACAAGAGAUUAUAUGAUCCAGUAGUAGGGCAGUGGAUGACGCCUGCCUGGGAGGAGCUGGCCAACCAACUCACUACACCAACAGAUGUCUUCAUCUAUCGCUUCAACAACAAUGAUCCUAUCAAUCGCAGACACAACAUUACAUAUAUGACAGACCUGCCAAGCUGGCUGAAGCUGUAUGGCUAUGAUGUGGACAGCAUGCUGGGAUCAUCUUACACUUCACGCAUGGUGUACCAGCCACAGGCGAUUGUGACAUCUCCUCAGCUUUCUCCUGACUUUGGCGUGAUGUCAGGGCUACAGUGCAUAGUAGACAAGAUGAACGAAAAGUUCAGUGACCUGGGCUUUGUUCCAAAGCCACUUCUGAAAAUGGAGCCCAAAACACGAAACCUUCUUCCACGAGUGGCAUACAGGAGGGCUGUAUUUGGUGAAGGAGUGCUCAUCUCACGGGUGGCGGGAAGAGCCAUGGUCAGUGUGGUAGAAGGUGUCAAUGGGGUUGUUCAGGAUGUGGUAACAUCUGUGUUCAAUAAUUCAUACUUCCUGGACUUGCACUUUAGUCUACAUGACCAAGAUGUGUUCUAUUUUGUGAAGGAUAAUGUCUUAAAAAUUCAUGAUGAUCAGGAGGAACUAUGGCGUUUGGGUGGAAUGUUUAACAUAACAGCACAUGAGACAGCAACUGAACAUGGUGGAGCAGGUGGCACUAAAGAGCUAAGGCUUCACAAUUCUGAUGCAGCUGUUUUCAUUCGAUAUGGUGCAGAUCCUGAACAGGAGCGUCAUCGCAUUUUCAAACACGCACACAAACGAGCUGUGGAACGAGCAUGGGAACUGGAGAAGCAGCUGGUGGCGGCCGGGUUCCGUGGGCAUGGGGAUUGGACUGAGGAAGAAAAAGAAGAACUUAUCCUGCAUGGAGAUGUGGAUGGUUAUGAAGGGGUGGACAUCCACAGCAUUCAUCAAUACCCCCAACUGGCAGAUGAUCCUGGAAAUGUCGCUUUUCAUCGGGAUACAAAGCGCAAUAGAAGAAAAUAGUGGACGGAUUCGGAGAGUGAGAUGUAUGUUAUGCUGUUUUUAUAUUUUUUAAAAGAGUGGAAUAAGAUUCUGGCAUGUUUAGGCUCCAGACAUAUUUUUUCAAGGGUUUUUACCUAACUAAAGAAAAGAAAGCAAUACUUAUUGGCACAUAUUUCUUGUUUAUACAGAUGUGCAAUUCUUGUAAUACGAUUUAGGUCUUUGGAAGAUAGACUGGACAAUUAGAAGUGGAAGCCUUGUGCUGAACUUUACAGGUAGGCCUGUUUGAGGGGCCACAUAUUUCUUUAUCCAGUGAAAAUUAUUUCUUACUCAUCAUCAAUUUCCUAACCUGAUGUCAUAUUUAUUUGGCCAGUGGCCCUUGUGAAUAAAUAGAAAUUAACAGUGUAGCAUGUCAGUUCAGAUGAGAGUCAUCUGUGUAACUAACUGUACAUAGACUUAAUUAUUAAUUAAAAGAACAUAUACACGUAAUGCAAUGUCUACAAUAUUGUACAAUGAUGUUAUCAUAGGACUUAUGUAAAAGGUUACACAUUAUACAAGACAGUAAUAGAUUCCUGACCAAUUGUUAUGUCUCUGCCAUUCAAAUUUUUUAUGAUGGUCUUCAAAUUUGAUUUUGUUGAUAUUCUGUUUGAUUUUACACCCUACUAAACAUUUUUUAAUUUAUUUACUAGGGUUAUAUUACUAGAGUACUAUUACAUUCGUACUACAACAACUUAAGAAUUGUUUUAGUUAUAUUAAUGUACAUGUUGAAGCUUACUUUAUUAUGUACUUUCUGAUGUGUAUGACUAUAUUUACGUUGUACUGCUUUA
Cryptotermes secundus is the source of this 5357-nucleotide messenger RNA. RefSeq names its product teneurin-m. Lineage: Eukaryota; Metazoa; Arthropoda; Insecta; Blattodea; Kalotermitidae. The record is from RefSeq and is a predicted model, not a curated record. Gene Ontology annotation, biological process: motor neuron axon guidance. The transcript has 8 exons.